CUCCAAAAAGUUGAAAUUUCAUUUGCCAACCCCACGUGUGUUGCUGCUGUUGAAGUUUUCGUUUUUUAAUUCAAAAAGUGUGGCACGUUUUUGAAUAAAAUUUAUUAAUUUUUGAAAUAAAACAUCUUUAAUUAACAUAACACAUAAUGGGACGCAAAGCCCAAUAUUCUGAAAAACCCAAAAAAGGGCCAGGUCGCAAAGCUAGAAAACAAAAACCGCCAACAUUCACCAAAGCUAGUUUCGCUCCAAUGGAUGACCCUGAUAAAAAAUUAUCUCACCAUCAGAAACAACGAUUGGCUAAGCGUGUCGCCAAAAAAGAUGAGUUGAAAAAGAAACAACAGCAAAAGAAGCUACAACCCAAGAAACAGCAACAUUAUGAAAGCGAAAGUGAAGAGGAAGUUAACUCUGAUGCCGAGGAGCAGGAGGAAUCCAUGGAAGAGAGUUCAGGUGAGGAAGAUGCAGCUCCAGUUAAAGGUUUUACAGAUGAGAACAAAUCCUGGUUGACUCCAAAGCAAAAGUCACAGAAAAAACCAGUUGCUCCUCAAGGAAGUGAUGGAGAGAGUGACGAAGAUGAAGAAGACGAUGACGAUGAGGAAGACGAUGAGGAUGACGAGGAUUUAGCUGAAUGUGAUGAUGGGGAAUCUUUUGACGAGGAAAUGGAAGACGAUGAAGAGGGUGACGAAGAAGAGGAGGAAGAAUCUGAAGAUGAGUCGAUGGAUAAACUUAAAGUUGGCAAACUAGCAGAUUUGUCUGACGAUGAAAAGAAUUCCGACGAUGAUUUUGAUCUCUCAGAACAAGAAGAAAAUGAUGACGAUGAAGAUGAAGAAGAUGAUGAUGACAGUGACGAUGAUGAUGACAAACUUCCUAUAGAAAAAGCCAAUAAGAAGUUGAAAAAGAAGAAGGAAAAAGAAGCCAAAGAGUCGCAAGCUGAAAUGCAAAUGUCUGUUGAUAAUCAAGAAAUCUUUCGAUUCCCCGAAGAAGAUGAAGAAGAAAAAGAAAUCACUUUGCAAGAUGUCCAACAGAGAAUUAAAGAUAUUACUUUGGUUCUAUCUGACUUUAAGAAAUAUCGUCAAGAAGGUCGAAGUCGUCCGGAAUAUAUAGAAAUUUUGAAGAAAGAUUUGUGCUUGUACUACAGUUAUAAUGAAUUCUUAAUGACCAAAUUGAUGGAUAUGUUUCCACUCAAUGAACUUAUGGAAUAUUUGGAAACAUCUGAGGUUGCUCGUCCACUAACCAUCAGAACGAACAGUCUUAAAACUAGACGUCGUGAUCUGGCUGCCGCUCUUAUCAAUCGUGGUGUCAAUUUAGAUCCCCUUGGCAAAUGGACCAAAGUUGGUUUGGUUGUCUACAGCUCUCAAGUGCCACUUGGAGCUACACCAGAAUACUUAGCUGGUCAUUAUAUGAUUCAAGGUGCUUCUAGUAUGCUUCCAGUUAUGGCUCUAGCUCCGCAAGAAAAUGAACGUAUUUUGGACAUGUGUUCGGCUCCAGGAGGCAAGGGAUCCCAUAUUGCUGCUAUAAUGAAGAAUACUGGUGUACUCUUUGCAAACGAUGCCAAUCGUGACCGUAUUAAAGCUGUUGUUGCAAAUUUCCAUCGAUUGGGAGUAAUAAAUGCCGUUGUCAGUUGUGAAGAUGGUUGCAAGUUCCCUAAAAUUAUGACUGGAUUCGAUAGAAUUCUAUUGGAUGCACCUUGUACUGGAACAGGAGUUGUCUCCAAGGAUCCUAGUGUGAAGACAUCAAAGUCAGAAAUUGAUGUGCAGAGGUGUUAUAAUUUGCAGAGGAAACUUCUCUUGACUGCAAUUGAUUGUGUUGAUGCCAAGUCCACAACUGGAGGAUACAUUGUCUAUUCAACAUGUUCGAUUCUUCCCGAAGAAAAUGAAUGGGUCAUUGAUUACGCUCUGAAAAAACGUAAUGUUAAACUGGUCCCAACUGGAUUAGACUUCGGAACCGAAGGCUUUGUCAAUUACAGACAAUUUAGAUUCCAUCCGAGCAUGAACCUAACCAGGCGUUAUUACCCUCACACCCAUAACAUGGAUGGAUUUUAUGUCGCUAAAUUGAAGAAAUUCUCAAACCAAAUUCCUAUUAGUAAGGAAGAGCAAGAGGAGGAUGAGAAGGAGUUGUCGAAGGAAAUUGUUGAAGAAAAGUCCGAAGAAAAUGGUGAAGACGACGAACCAAAACCAUUGAAGAAACUUGGUAAACGUGCUGGUCACCCCUAUUUGAGUGAAGUCGAAUUGGAGCAGAAGAAGAAAAAGUUGAAGGAAAGCGCUAAGAAGUAUGUUGCAAACGUUUUCGAAAAACCAGUCAAGGUGGAAAAGGUGAAGAAACCUGACGAAGAAAAGCCCAAUGAAGGUGAAAAUAAAAAUGAAGCCAAAAACUGGGAAAAGAAACAAAACAAACCAACAGAUGGAGUGUCUAAUGGAGUAUCCAAACAGGGAAACAAGGAGAGUAACAAAAAGAAAUUUGAAGGUGGUGGCAAACCGAAUAAGGGAGCAUUUCCACAAGGACAUCAACAAAAUGUGAAUUCGAAUGCCCCUGGCCAAGGAAAGAAAAAUAAGAACCAGCACCAGAAACAGAAUCAACAUCAACAACAGUCCAACCAAGGACAACAAAACCAGAAACAAUUUUCACAAAACGGUAGCCCGGCUCAAAAGAAUAACAAAAAUCAACAAAAACAGAAAAAGUUUGACAAAAAUGACGCUAAAUCAAAACAACCACAAAGCCAACAACAAACUGAACCUAAACAGCACGGUAAACCCUCUCCCAAACCAAGUGGCCAAGCGCAAUCCCAUCCUCAGAAUUCCCAGGGGCCAAAACACAACAAGGGUAAGAAAGGAAAGCAAAAUGAAGCUGUACAAGCGCAAUCCCAAUCCCAACCCCAGAAUGGCCAGGCUUCUAAGCCCAACCAAGGGAAAAAAGGCAACAAAAAUGAAGCAGGACAAGCGCAAAACCUUCCCCAGAAUGGCCAAGCGUCAAAGCCCAAUAAGGGCAAAAAAGAUCACAAAAAUCAACCUGGAAAGCCUGUAAAUGCAUCCCCUGCAAAACAACAAAAUAAUCAAAAGCUUAAGGAAGUUGUGCAACAAAAGAAAAAGAUUGAUAUAGAUGAUGUACCCGUAUUGGAGGGUAAACCUAUCAAACAAAAUAAGAACAAGAAAUUUGAAUCGAAAUCGAAAGAAAUGGGACAAUUGAAAAAGAAUAAAAAAGAUUUUAAUAAGAAUAAGUCAUUCAAAGGAAAACCCGGAAAACAUAGCCAGAAACAGAAAUAGAUUAGCAUAAUAGAUUUCUUGAUUUAACUUUUAACUGUAUAAAUAAUAUAAAUAACAAUUUUUUUGUUUCCUUAAUUCUUUUAAGAGUCUAUUUUAUUGUAUUUUUUUUAUUACAUUAGAUUUCAUCGAAAUAAAUGAAAAUUAAAAUACAACAUUAUACAAAAAUGUUAA
This is a messenger RNA of Episyrphus balteatus (marmalade hoverfly), 3428 nucleotides long. RefSeq lists its product as uncharacterized. The record is from RefSeq and is a predicted model, not a curated record. NCBI's taxonomy places the organism in Eukaryota, Metazoa, Arthropoda, Insecta, Diptera, Syrphidae. The transcript has 3 exons. Gene Ontology annotation, biological process: rRNA base methylation; maturation of LSU-rRNA. The coding region runs from base 147 to 3257 and encodes 1036 amino acids. Gene Ontology annotation, molecular function: RNA binding; rRNA (cytosine-C5-)-methyltransferase activity. Gene Ontology annotation, cellular component: nucleolus.